Molecule: messenger RNA, 827 nt
Organism: Humulus lupulus (European hop)
Lineage: Eukaryota; Viridiplantae; Streptophyta; Magnoliopsida; Rosales; Cannabaceae
Product: LOB domain-containing protein 1-like
Exons: 2
Coding region: 49-771 (240 amino acids)
Source: RefSeq, a predicted model, not a curated record
UUCUUCUUCUUCCCCAAAACAAUUACCCUCUCUUUCCAUACAGAAAAUAUGGAAUUCAAACCCAAAGCUCAAACGCCGCCAAGACUAACUGUUCCUACACCAUUCUCAUUAUCAGUACCACUACAAUACUCUCCAAAUAAUUCUUCCUCUUCCUCUCCUACUCUCAAUUCCUCUCAGUUAUCUUCUCCGGCCUCCUCUUUUCCAUCUCCGUCUCCACCCACGUCUCAAUCUUCUCCCACCAGUACUACUAAUGUUAAUCCAACUCCUCCGCCACCACCACCGCCACCACCGGCUAUCGUUAUGAGCCCCUGUGCUGCCUGCAAAAUCCUUCGCCGGCGGUGCGUCGACAAGUGCGUUUUAGCGCCGUAUUUCCCGCCAACCGAGCCUCUUAAGUUCACCAUUGCUCAUAGAGUCUUUGGCGCUAGCAAUAUCAUCAAGUUCUUGCAGGAAAUUCCUGAAAGUCAGAGAACAGAUGCAGUGAGUAGCAUGGUGUACGAAGCAAAUGCAAGAAUAAGAGAUCCAGUGUACGGAUGUGCGGGGGCUAUAUGUCAGCUGCAGAAGCAAGUGAGCGAGCUGCAGGGACAACUGGCUAAGGCGCAGGCUGAGCUUGUCAACAUGCAGUGCCAACAGGCCAAUCUAAUUGCUUUGAUUUGUAUGGACGUUACACAGUUGCAAGACCCCAAUUCCCAGCAACAGCCGCCGUACGUCGACACUAGCUGUUUUCUAGACGACAACACUUUGGGCACCACAUGGGAACCUCUUUGGACUUGAUAUAUCAUAUCAUCAGUGUUAUUUAAACUUAAUAAUUAAUAAUAUUUAUUUAUAUA